Molecule: messenger RNA, 972 nt
Organism: Phytophthora infestans T30-4
Lineage: Eukaryota; Oomycota; Peronosporomycetes; Peronosporales; Peronosporaceae
Exons: 5
Coding region: 1-972 (323 amino acids)
Source: RefSeq, a predicted model, not a curated record
AUGGAGCUACUUAUCCAGCAGUGUGCUACUGCCCAAGGCGGCUCUCUAACCAUGCCUUCAACCGUCUCCGGCGCACGAGAGCAUGCAGCAGCCAACGCGACGAUACUGGACCUGUUGGCUCAGACGUGCGUAGAGGCGAAUGCGGCGGUACAGGAGCUCAGCGUGGGUGAAGUUGCCGCCGGAUUGGCUAGCGCUGUGUCCGCCACACAGGAGAGUCUCCGCAGCGUGGGCCAGAAUGUGGGUGCGAUCUUGCAGGACCCCGCGCAGAUGCGCGAGCUGUGCUACCAUGUCAAGGAGGCCGACGCUAAGGCGGGAUCGACUGUGCUUAUGGUCUCAACCGACGAAGAGAACGUACGUAACAUGAUGGUGUUCGCGGAGAACAUGUGCACGACAAUGGACCACGCCCUGAGUACAAUUACACCGGACGAGCUGGCAUUGGCGGCGCAGUUAUCACUGAACAUUGCACAGAAGCUCCUAGAUGCAGGACAGUCGCUGUUUACGUCGCUUGGAGAUGAAGAACGCAGGAAACUGAAACGAUCUGCCGUGCUUCGGACGUACGUCAUGGACCUGUAUAACCGGACUCGUGAAGAAGCAGUGGAACAUCCGUUCCUCGCAGGAGCACUCACUGUCGCCGGGUUGCCAUUCAUUGGGCUGGCGAUCCCUGUGGCAAGCAUGGUCGCGCUGGCGCUUAUGAUAGAAAAGUAUUACCCGGAGCACGCGAAGUUGACGAUGGAGCUCUGUUCCAACUUCAUUCAGAUGUCCAAACUCUGGUUCCUCUUGUUGAAGAUUAGUGCCCGUCAAAUCAGUGUAGUGGCAAAAGAGUGCUUCAAGUCGUGGUACGAGUACGCUUCCACAAAUGGUUUCGUGGCUACAGGCUUUGAGCUGGCUUCGACGGGAUGCAGUGUUGGCUUCCUUGGUGUCUCCUACCUGUAUCAGAUGGCAUUUGGCUUUACCAAACAAGCUGUUCAGUAG